AUGGGCAAGUUGAAGUCCGGUUCAAUACUGUUAGACGGAAACAAAGAGGUUUACAGACGCGGGGAUACUGUGAAGGGUACUGUGGUACUGGAGGUUACAGAGGCACUGACAGUCAAGUCGGUUAGGGUCUGUCUUUUCGGGCAAACGUUGGUGAAAUGGGACGAGUUUAAUGGCAAAACAACAAAAGAUUACAUCAGCAAGGAGAACUAUCUUGGGCACGUGGUCACAGUGUUUGGAAAACGAGCGGAUGAAACUGGACCAAACGUCACUCUAACGGCUGGAAAUCAUCGGCUUCGAUUUAUAUUUGUGCUACCUAAAGAGGGAAAUUUCCCGUCAUCCUUUGAGGGCGAAUAUGGCGCUAUUAGAUUUUGGUUGAAAAUGGAGGUUGCCAAACCGUUUCCGGGAAUCAACAAGACGUGGUACCGGUGUAUCACCUACCUCAGCGACAUCAACAUCAACCAAAUGAUGUAUAAAUCGCCUAAAAGCGGACGGAGUGCUAAGACAAUAUCUAAAUUCCUGGGAUUCGGUGACGCCGGAACCCUGACCCUGGCGGCUUCCACAGACAGGGGGGCGUACUGUCCGGGAGAAAAGAUCGCCCUUAGUGUUAUAGUGAAAAACAACUCGUCCAAAGACCUAGGGAGAUUGAACGCUCACUUCAUACAAACAGUGCAGUAUCUAGCAAACAACGACACGAAAGAACGGACGUCAAUUUUUAGGGCCAUUGGAGGAGAACCGGUAGAAAAGGGUGGAGAACAGAAGUGGCUGAACAAACAUAUACAGGUAGACGCAAUUCCACCAACGACGAAACCGAGUACUUGCCACGUGAUUCUCGUCAAGUAUCACAUUAAGAUUUUUGUUGAAGUUCCUUGGGGUUUUAACCUGGAAGUCUGGCUACCCAUAACAAUAGGAACAAUACCGUUAGGCCAUUCGACACGUUCGACCCAAGGAGCUACUGCGAGUUCAUUUGAGACCGACGCGUCGUCAGCAAUAACAUACAGCAAGUGCAAUAAAGGUGUCCAAAGAUGCUCAAAGAGUGAAGGAAAUUUCGUGAACAUUUCGUACGUCCCGAUGUGUCCCUACGUUGUGAACUAUGUGUUUAAACCACCGUCCGCACGACCAGCCAAUCAGCGUGUGGCACAGGGUGCACGACCCAGGACAACCGACCAACCAACAGCGAAUACAGCUUCUGUAUUUUCAGAAAAAGCCACCAUUGUUGCAACACCCCCGGCUCGUGAACCCACUGCGCCGCCUAGUGAAGAACCACCGUCCUACGAGGAAGUUCUAAGGAUGGAUAACCCAGACCCUGACGAAAUUGGCAAAACGGGACAAAAAAAACCCGAUGCAUGAAUAACUUGAAACAGUAAGCACGUGUCUGUUCCAGACUGAAGAGUUGUCUACCUUUCUAAUGAUAGAAUCAACCAAUGACAAAGACUCGGAUACGGACGCAAAAAAAGGAGGUCAAUCAUAGGCGUACAGGCUCCUAUUUUUGCAGACUGGCUUUUUCGCGCAUUAAACGAAACUGCCGGAAUCUGGAUAACGACAUUUAUUCAUAUUAGCAUUACUACCAAACAACUAUAUAAGUUGCAAACGAAUUAUUAUGCAUUUUUAUAGGGAAUAC
Molecule: messenger RNA, 1618 nt
Organism: Gigantopelta aegis
Lineage: Eukaryota; Metazoa; Mollusca; Gastropoda; Neomphalida; Peltospiridae
Product: arrestin domain-containing protein 3-like
Exons: 9
Coding region: 1-1347 (448 amino acids)
Biological process (GO): protein transport
Cellular component (GO): cytoplasm
Source: RefSeq, a predicted model, not a curated record